Messenger RNA from Cotesia glomerata, 2405 nucleotides. Its product is annotated as peptidyl-alpha-hydroxyglycine alpha-amidating lyase 2-like. NCBI's taxonomy places the organism in Eukaryota, Metazoa, Arthropoda, Insecta, Hymenoptera, Braconidae. The coding region runs from base 275 to 1441 and encodes 388 amino acids. The record is from RefSeq and is a predicted model, not a curated record. The transcript is spliced from 7 exons. Gene Ontology annotation, cellular component: extracellular region. Gene Ontology annotation, molecular function: protein binding.
AUUCCUUUCUUGAGUCGCAUUUAUUAAAACUGUCUAAAUAAAAUUAAACAAUAAAUAAUAGUAAUAAAAAAAAAAAAAGAAAUAAAUCAACGAAAGAAGAAAAGGAGAAGAUAGCUUUGUAAUUGAGCGCCUGCGUGCGUUAUUGAUCGACUAGUCCUUUAAUAAAAGCUAUUUGCGUCAUAGAAGAUCCGACUCCCAUUGAUCAGACCCUGGGAGUUGUCACCUCAACAGUUACUAGUCACCAGUUGCUGGCGAACUUUCAUUUGAUAACACAAUGCUACUGAUAACAAGCCCAAGGAAAGGAAAAAGCGCUUCUAUGGGGUGCUUUUUUCUGCUCCUUGGAAUGGCAUCUGGUUAUGUAAUCAAUCCGUAUGUCGAUUCUGAGCUCCUGCCGGAGAAUGUCGUCGAUGAAUUACUGGACCUGAUAACUGAUAAAGGAAGAAAGAUCAGUCACCAGAACCAGCAGUUGUAUCCUGUCGAAAAUUCCAUCUGGCGAACUCCGAAAGAUCUGGGACAAAUCACUGGAGUUGGAGUUGAUCCUGCGGGUAAUCCUGUAAUUUUUCACCGUGCAGACAGAACUUGGGAUUAUAGGAGCUUCGACGAUACGUUUAAAUUCCGCGAAAUAUUCAGAGGACCUAUAAAUCAAGACACUGUCCUCACUUUGAACCCUCAAAACGGCGCGGUGGAGAGUUCAUGGGGCUCGAAUAUGUUCUAUUUACCCCAUGGACUCCACAUCGAUGCUCGCGGUAAUGUGUGGUUAACUGACGUUGCACUGCAUCAAGUAUUCAAAUUCACUCCCGGCUCAACAAAUCCCGAUUUAAUCUUAGGCGAAGCAUUAACCCCCGGCUCAGACAAUGAUCAUUUUUGCCAACCAACAUCUGUCGCUGUUGCUAGUACCGGAGAAAUUGUAGUGGCUGAUGGCUACUGUAAUAAUAGAAUUAUUGUUCUUGACCCAUUUGGAAAUAUUAUUAACAUCAUACCGCAACCUGGAGAAUUUGUAGCUCUACGAGUACCACAUGCCUUAACAAUCCUCGAGCAGGGUGACGUCUGCGCAGCAGAUCGUGAGAACAUGAGAGUAAUUUGUAUGUCACUCCGCGAAGGUUUUCCACCAGAUAACGAGCAAGAUAAGCGCGGACCACCCUUAACGCUUCAUGCACCUGAUCUCGGCAGAGUUUUUGCCGUCGCUUCUUAUGGUAACACUCUUUAUGCAGUAAAUGGACCUACUUCGCCUAUGAUUCCGGUCAGAGGGUUUAUUAUGGAUCCUAACAGUGAAACCGUUUUUGGACAUUGGGCCCCUACAUCAGGGAUGUUCACACAACCUCACGCAAUGGCAAUUUCACCAAACGCUACAGAACUUUACGUAACCGAAAUAGGACCGAACCGCAUUUGGAAAUUUGACCUCGUUAAAAAUUCAUUACACCAGGAGACGCCUCUAGAAUAAUUAAAAUAUUAAUAAAAACAAUAUAAUUUAAAGAAAAUACAACAAUUAAAUAUUUUGGAUCAUAAUUUUUGAUUUUUCUCGAUUGAUAUUACGCAUUUACAUCUCACUGAACUCAGGAAAAUAUUAUUAAAUUAUUAUUAUAUAUAAAUAUACUUAAAAAUUACGUCUAAUUAUAAUAAAAAAAAAAAACAGGUGCUAAAACUAAUAUAUUUGAUUAAAAUUACUAUGAAUUAUAAAAAAAAAAAAAUUACUAGCAUUAUUAUAAUUAUUAUUUUUUUUUUUUAAUUGUAAUGAGUGAAAGUAUGAACUCUGGGGUUAAUUAUAUAUAUUUGAGCAUGUUAUGUGAUAUAAGUAUAGAAAAUUAAAAAUCUUUAAUUAACAUAAGAAAGUAUAAUAAUUAUAAAAAUAACUAUAAUAAUAAUAAUAUUAAUAACUAUAAUUGUAAUUUUUGCGGGCGCUUAGCGAAGAAGAAAUAUCGCAAGAGUUUUGAACACAAAAUGGCUGCCAUUUUGUGAUCACCACUCUUGUAGCUUACUUUAUCACGCUAAGUGUCUGUUUAUUUUUAUUAAAAUAUUAUUUUUAAAUUAAAAUGGUGCUUCAAUAAUAAUUAAAGUAACAGAUUAAAAUUAACAAUAAUUAAAAAAUUAUUAAAUGGAAAAUUAAAAAAUUAACAGAGGUCGCUGUUUAAAAACUUGAUGCAGAAUACGUCGGAAAAAAAUAACAGAACAUAUCAAGUAAUUAAAGUCCAAUGAAAAAUUGAGUACGUACUGUGUCAGUUAAAUCUGACGCGGUCGUGAAGCCGAUAAAAAAAAAUAACAAUGAAAAAAAAACCAAAAAAAAAAAUUUUUAGUUAUCAAAAAAAUUUCUUUUGAUUUUUAAAAUAGAAGUGGUUUUUUUUUUAAUUAAAAAAAAAAUUUUUCUUAAAAAAAAUUAGGGAAAAGCUGCUUAAUUGGGUGGAAAAUUA